UUUGUUAUUUUGUUUUUUCGUUCACGUCCAAAAAUAUCGCUGUCAAAAAUCGAAUGGCGCGGGUGACAAUCUCGUGUUUUCUCAUGAUAUAUGUACAUCCUCGAUGACUUUUUAAAAGCGUGUCGAGAGGUGGAAACGACGCGGUCGAGGAACGGAAGAGUCGAGGUUGAUCGAGGCUCGGAGGAACAACAACGGUCGACGACGACGUCGUCGUCACCGUCGUCGUCGUCGUCGUCAGCAGGCUUCAUCGUGCUUCGACAAAAAUGACGACAUCCUUCAUCACCUCUGCCAGAAUAAUCGAGGCGCGCGAUUGAUCGAUGUCGUGCUGCGUCGCCGAGACGUUAAUCAAGUCAUCGGUUUACCGAGCGAAUAAGCGCGCUUCUUCCCUCGUGUCAUUCGAACGAAGGAGGAGGGAGAGAGAGACGGAGAGAGGAAAGAGAAGGGAGGAUAAAAACGAAUUAAAUUUUUGCACUCGCACGGUACACCGGAACUGCAAGAAGCCGUCCACGCGAGAACGAGAGUGCAACGGAUCGCCGGAAGGCGUGGAGCAGAAAGGAGAAAGAGAGACAGAGAAAAAGAGAGGGAGAGAGAGAGAGAGAGGGAAACUGGAGUAUUAGAUGCGGGGGAGGGAGUACGUUUCGAUAGAAGGAGCGCGACGAGGAAUCCGGAGCUGGUAGACAGGUAGGACGGGCAUCAUCCUCGGGGAGGUCGACUCCAGGAGGCGUACUCCGUCGUCGCCAUGGACGAGUGCAUGCUGAACGACUUGUUGGAGUGUUCGGUGUGUUUGGAGCGACUUGACACCUCGAGCAAGGUACUGCCGUGUCAGCACACGUUUUGCAAGAAGUGUCUGGAGGAGAUCGUGAGCACUCAUCGCGAGCUGCGUUGUCCGGAAUGCCGUGUCCUCGUGGACGCGAAGGUGGACGACCUGCCGCCGAACGUUUUGCUGAUGCGGAUCCUCGAGGGGAUGCGCAACGCCGCGCCGAAGAACCAGAUCAAGUCUGCCUUGUCCAGGUCUUCCGGCGGCACCGCCGUACCACAACGGCUCUUCGGCGGCCACCAGGUCGCCCCGGCGCCCAUAGUCACCGCCAGUCUCGCCCCCGCCAUCGCCAUCGCUUCCGAACCGGCGAUACGGCACUCCAACGCUGCAGCCAAGCAGGUGCACCUGCACAAUCAGGCGUACGGAAGGGCGAUCUACGAUUAUGUUUCUAAGGAGGCAGGUGAUUUGAGUUUCAAGAAGGGUGACAUAGUCAUUCUUCGAAAGAAGAUUGACAAGAAUUGGUACUUUGGAGAGUGCGGCAAUAAUCACGGUGUCUUUCCACUCUCUUACGUUCAGGUGAUGACACCUUUGACGCCGCAUGUACCUCAAUGUAAAGCACUAUAUGAUUUUAGAAUGACAAAUGAUGAUGAGGACGGUUGUUUAACUUUUAACAAGGGAGAAGUCAUUAGUGUUAUCAGAAGAGUAGACGAAAAUUGGGCAGAAGGUAAACUUUUGGAUAGAAUUGGCAUCUUUCCAUUAGCUUUUGUAGAGCUGAAUAGCGUCGCCAGAGCUCUGAUGAAACUUUCCACUAAUGUACAGCCAGGACCGUCGAGAUUAGCUCCACCAACUCCAACGAACGAGGAAACCACGCCGUUAAUACCAACCGAUCAUACGCGUAAUGUACAAACAACCAGUCAGUCUCGCUCGCAAUUGGUACAAAACGCCGCGUUACCAGUAUCUGAUUCUGUCUCAAACGUCUCGUCUGGUGGCAGCUCUACAACAACUACUCCAAACACCCCCAAUAGCUCGACCACGUCCAGCAGUUCCAGUACUGCUCCAAGCAGUCCUGGCAGUCCCGCGACAUCACCACCCGCGGUUGGGAAUAGACACAAUAUUAAACGUCAUAGUUUCACUGCCGUCAAUACAGGUCAUCACUCUCAUCCUCAUCACAGACACAGCGCUGAGAUACUUAGUCCUCCAAUAGACAGUGCCCCUAAUAACGCCAAUAAUGGUGGAGGCAAUGAAUCGUUUUCCUCCUUACAAAUCAAUAGUUGUACAGAUCACAAUCUUCGACACAGACGAAGUGGUAGCAGCGACCUCGUUCUUGCCCAGCAAAGUGCACCCGCUAAUCAGACUUCCAGCGUAUCUGGCGCGACACAUUUACCUGCGGCGUACAUAGCACUUUAUCCUUACAAGCCUCAAAAGGCGGACGAGCUCGAGUUGCGGAAGGGUGGAAUUUAUAUGGUGACGGAACGUUGUCAAGACGGAUGGUUCAAAGGAACGUCCAAUCGCACCCAGAAAUGCGGAGUCUUCCCUGGAAAUUACGUUGCACCUGCCAAAUGUCAACGCGGAUUGUGUCGCGGAUCGCCAAAUUCUCCAAGCCAACAUCAAGUUUCGCCAUUAUCAAAUGCAGCAUCGAACGCCGAGUCACGCUUGGCCGUGACAUACACGAAGAGCAAAGGUCCCGCGCCGCAACCCUCGUACAAUCCUCGUGCACUGCCGCCGCCUGAAUUACCGCCACGCGCUAUCAGUCCCUCUUCGACGACAGUAUCUUCAUCCUGGCAUGGCAGCGCAGGUCAACCGAGUCAAGGAUCGAAUCAGGAAACUAGUCCGCCGCGACACAAUGACCAAAAUGCGACCGCCAAUCCGAUUGGACGCAGUCAUAGCAGCGUAGUGAUGACCUCAAAUAUCCCUUCGCCUGGCAAACAAAUUACGGUCUCUUCAUCGCUACAACCGCCUGUGGGUCUCAACAGCGCUAAUAAUGGCUGUAGCAGCGCUACUAUUUCCGCUUCUUCUUCUUCCACGAGCGAUAUGAAUAGAAGUCCGAACAAUACUCUGCGUAUAGUAGCUACCGCAUCCUCGAAUGCAACUGCAGCUGCGUACAGAACCACGGAAAAGCCAAAGGAAAAAAAGGACAAAUGUGUCUCCUUGAUGCGGCGCUUGACCAAUAUUAAAAAGUCCAAAUCACCUCCACCAGCGACAUAUUCGAUGGAUAAUCCUGUAUUCGACGACGGUAAUUCCGUCAAUCCAAUGCACGUUCGAUCGGGAUCUUGUCCAAGUCAGUUGCUACAGGUGACACCUACACAGGAAUUAAAUGCUUCAAACAGCCAACACCGCUUAUGUCCAGGCUCUGUGCAAGGACACGCCACAUCUUCACAGAGAUUGAAAUACAAAGAGAGACCUUCCUUACCAGUGUCAGUAAUUCAGAGAUCCGGUGAAUCUAGUGCAAUGGUAUGUCCCACUGUUGGAAAUCAUCAUCGUAAGAGUAACUCUUUGGACGCUGGUAUGGGAAAGCAAACAAAGCAACAGUUAUCACGCGAACGCGAUCGGGUGUACAGAUUCCGUUGUAUCGUACCGUAUCCACCUAAUAGCGAAUUUGAACUGGAGCUCCGCGUGGGAGACAUAAUAUACGUGCAUAAGAAGCGUGAUGACGGAUGGUACAAGGGUACACAGCAACGCACCGGUCGCACAGGACUAUUUCCGGCAAGUUUUGUGGAAGCUUUCUGAGACCCAACGCAAAGUCGCUUAGUAUUAGAAACUUGUAUAUAAACUCGGCCUUCUGCGUAAGUACCGUAUAUUAUAUAUUUAAAGACAGGAAUCGCAUCCCGACACGAAACUUACGUGUAUAGCAUGCCAUAUUGUAUUUGUUGCAGAUUUUCUUGAACUUUAGAAAUUAUUAUUGACUUUAAAUCAAUUAUACAUGUAAUUCAGACUGUGCAAUGUAAUACGCGCUGAAAUUAUUGUGCAAUGACGAGAAAAUCAGCAACAAAACAAUAUCAUCUUUAUGCACCGCGAACUUGACGAAUUAUCAUACGUCAGAUAGUGAGCGAUUGAUAUAACGUCAAGUUAAGGAACGUAUUAACGCGGUGAAUGUAAUGGACAAUUUUAGUGCAAAAUAAUUAUAUGCAUAUUCUAUGUAUAAAUAUGCAAUGAAAUGAGACAAUGGGUAGUCUAUGAACGCAUAUUAUAUGUGCGUGUUGAGAUUAUCCGGAAAACUUAUACUGCCAUUGGGUAAUGUAGGCUGAUGUAAUGAAAUGAUGAAUUCUUUAUUAUGCGCGACGUUACUGCCAUUUGCGAAGGUAAAGGAAAAAUAUUAGUUUCCUGUUUUAAAGGCUAUUGAUUUUUAAAAAUCUACUUACUAUCUCUUCAAUAUGUCCAUAAU
This is a messenger RNA of Nylanderia fulva, 4139 nucleotides long. RefSeq names its product SH3 domain containing ring finger posh (gene POSH). Gene Ontology annotation, molecular function: protein binding; metal ion binding; ubiquitin protein ligase activity. The record is from RefSeq and is a predicted model, not a curated record. Lineage: Eukaryota; Metazoa; Arthropoda; Insecta; Hymenoptera; Formicidae. Gene Ontology annotation, biological process: positive regulation of proteasomal ubiquitin-dependent protein catabolic process; protein ubiquitination; positive regulation of JNK cascade.